Molecule: messenger RNA, 513 nt
Organism: Entrophospora sp. SA101
Lineage: Eukaryota; Fungi; Glomeromycota; Glomeromycetes; Entrophosporales; Entrophosporaceae
Source: the annotation of a GenBank genome assembly
AUGAAACUAAAUACAAUCUUUAUCAUUUCAACUUUGUUGGUUUUUUCUUUAAUUCCAAACUUAAUCACCUCUUCCCCAAUUUACCCACGAAAAGCAUCCAAACCACUUGUCUUCGAAACCUUUACCGCAUGUAAGGGUACAUCGACGAAAGGUAUCCAAUUUGAUGAUUUUAGUGUCACUUUGACACCAAGUUUAGAUCUUCAAGUUGAUGUGAACCUUCAAGCUAGUGGUAAAAUUCUGAAAAGUAUACCUGACGGUAGUACGUUUGGCGCAAUCUUUCAAUCAUUAACAACUGGAUUAAAACAUAAACUUACCUAUCCUGUACGCUCGCUCUGCACCUUGUUUUCUAAAAAGAAUAAAUGUCAAACAGAAGCUGGUGACAUAAAAUUCAAUGUUAAACAAACAAUACCAGACAUUGGCUUUUUUGAUUCUGUUGCGCCUAAACCUUUUAUGAAAUUCGAAGUCCAAGGUUCUGACGGCAUUCUAUUUUGUAUAAAUUCCGAGCCCAAAUAA